UGUACACGUGGUGUCCGACGUAGAAGCUCAGCAAGUACUACAUCCACUUCGUGUGAUCGUGCUCAACUCCAUUGAAUUCCUCUCAAAAUGCCUGGUCCCUGCUGCAUUGAUAGAUGCGAGUGCGCCGAGGGAGGCUGCAAGAAAGGUUGCUUGUGCAAGAGCUGUCGCUGCGAACCCUGUGAAAAAUGCACAACGGGGUGUUCUUGUCCCUCGAAGGAGGACUGCGCCAAGACUUGCCCCAAGCCAUGCAAGUGUUGUCCAUAGGCUAAGCGCCUCAUGACUGCCUGCAUGACGGUCUCUCCCGUGCGGCGGAGUGAGCAGGAGGAGAGGGAGAAGACUGAAGAUUGGGACCAGUCGUGUAAUUUGUUAUAGGUUGUGAGAAGCUGUACCUUCUAUAGGUCUAUAUUGAUUGACAUAAAUUCUGUUAAUGAUCUUAUUUUUUUCUAAUGUAUUGAAUAAACUCCUAUUUUAUUUUUAUUAAAUAAAAAUCAAAUUAGA
This is a messenger RNA of Penaeus monodon (black tiger shrimp), 498 nucleotides long. Its product is annotated as metallothionein-1-like. The transcript has 4 exons. The record is from RefSeq and is a predicted model, not a curated record. Lineage: Eukaryota; Metazoa; Arthropoda; Malacostraca; Decapoda; Penaeidae. Bases 88 to 264 code for a protein of 58 amino acids. Gene Ontology annotation, molecular function: metal ion binding.